AUUUCGAGAGAAAAGUUUGCCGAAUUACGUGAAGCGUUUCAAGCUCUUUCUCGAUCUGAGCAAGACAUAUUUUUAAUGGCCCAACUGAAAGCAAUGAAUGGCGGAAAAAUAACUGCCAGCCGACGUCUUAAAAAGAAAACGCGUACUAAUAAGCGAACGUUUUAUUGCAAUACGUCUCUUUGUCAGAAAACGUAUCUCAAUAUGUUAGGAAUUGGCCGCACUCACUUCGAAAACGUCAGAAACCAUCUCGCAACCAAUGGCAUAAUACCGUGUUCAUGGUAA
Ambispora leptoticha is the source of this 282-nucleotide messenger RNA. Lineage: Eukaryota; Fungi; Glomeromycota; Glomeromycetes; Archaeosporales; Ambisporaceae. The record is from the annotation of a GenBank genome assembly.